Vigna unguiculata (cowpea) is the source of this 2416-nucleotide messenger RNA. Its product is annotated as Concanavalin A-like lectin protein kinase family protein. NCBI's taxonomy places the organism in Eukaryota, Viridiplantae, Streptophyta, Magnoliopsida, Fabales, Fabaceae. Gene Ontology annotation, biological process: protein phosphorylation. The record is from RefSeq and is a predicted model, not a curated record. Gene Ontology annotation, molecular function: carbohydrate binding; protein kinase activity; ATP binding.
AUAAUAGUCAAACAAAAAUAACAUUCCUCACUUCUGAAAUAAUAUGAGCAUUAAUUGAUAUUGAUUGUUCAACGCUGUUAAAGGAAGAGUUGAAACAAAAUCCAACCAUACAAGUCCUGGGCAUACCCAAAACAUACUUGGCCUAGAGGGGGACAGCCACCUAUGUCUCCUUCAAAAAUCCCCGUCGCCGGUGAAAUACCAUUUUCCGGCAUGUGGUUGGUUAUUCUUCUUCUUCACCUCGCUCUCUUUGCGACUCCUUCACUUUGCUUGGACUUCCUAUUCAACUCCUUCACCGGCAUAACCAACCUCACUCUGGUGAAAGACGCUCGCGUGGACUCAUCGGUGAUCCGCAUGACCAACGACUCCAACCAGUACUCUUACGGCCGCGCCUUCUAUCCCACAAAAGUUCCCAUCACAAAAACUUCUUCCAAUUCCUCAUCCUCAUCCAUCACUUCAUUCUCAACCUCUUUUGUUUUCUCUGUCUUGCCGCAAAUCCCUACCAGUCCCGGCUUUGGCCUCGCCUUCGUCCUCUGCAACACCACCGACCCUCCCGGAGCCAUCGCCAGCCAGUACUUCGGCCUAUUCACCAACGCCACCUCCCCCACCUUUUUCCCCCUUGUCGCCGUCGAAUUCGAUACCGGCCAGAACCCUGAAUUCAACGACAUCGACGACAACCACAUCGGCAUCGACCUCAACAACAUCGAAUCCACCUUCUACACCCCUGCCGGCUACUACAAUUCCACCGAGGGGUUCGUGCCGGUGCGCAUGCGAACCGGCCAGAAUAUCCGAGCCUGGAUCGAUUUUGACGGCCAGAAUCUGCUGUUCAACGUAACGGUGGCGCCAAUCGGCGUUUCGCGCCCGUCCAAGCCUACACUUUCACAUUUUGUUCCUACCAUAGGUAACUACGUGUCAGCUGACAUGUACGUCGGGUUUUCCGCUUCCAAAACGAACUGGAUCGAGGCGCAGAGGGUUCUGGCAUGGAGCUUCAGCGAUUCAGGGCCAGCGAGGGAGCUGAACACGACAAACUUACCGGUGUUCGAACCGGAAUCGUCGUCUUCCUCGCUUUCUGGCGGCGCAAUUGCAGGGAUUGUUGUUGGUUGUGUAGUUUUUGUGGUUAUAUGCGGUUGUGGUGUUUACUUAUGGUGGCGAAUCCAGAAAGGGAAAGAUGAAGAAGACGAGGAGAUCGAGGAUUGGGAGUUAGAGUACUGGCCACAUAGAUUCUCGUACGAGGAAUUGAGUUCUGCAACAGGGGAAUUUGGGAAGGAGCAGCUGUUAGGUUCGGGAGGGUUCGGGAGAGUGUACAAAGGGACGUUGCCGAACAAAACACAUAUGGCGGUGAAGUGUGUGAACCACGAUUCGAAGCAAGGGCUGCGGGAAUUCAUGGCGGAGAUAUCGAGUAUGGGGAGGCUUCAGCACAAGAACUUGGUUCAAAUGCGAGGGUGGUGUAGAAAGGGUAACGAGCUUAUGCUUGUUUAUGAUUACAUGCCUAAUGGGAGUCUGAACAGGUGGGUUUUCGAUCGCCCCGAGAAGCUUCUAGGGUGGGAGCAACGCCGUCGAAUCCUUGUCGACGUGGCAGAGGGGCUUAACUACCUUCACCACGGUUGGGACCAGGUCGUUAUUCACCGAGAUAUUAAGUCCAGUAACAUAUUGUUGGACGCCGACAUGCGAGGGAGACUCGGGGACUUUGGUUUGGCCAAGCUUUACACGCACGGGGAGGUUCCCAACACUACACGUGUGGUGGGAACGUUGGGCUACUUGGCGCCAGAGCUGGCCACGGUUGCGGCGCCGACGUCCGCGAGUGACGUCUACAGCUUUGGGGUGGUGCUGUUGGAGGUGGCGUGCGGGAGGCGGCCCAUUGAGACUUCGGUGGCGGAGGAGGAGGUGGUGCUCAUUGAUUGGGUGAGGGAGUUGUACGCGAAGGGGUGCGCGCGUGAGGCUGCCGAUGCGAGGAUCCAAGGGGAGUACGAUGAGGAAGAAAUGGAGAUGGUUUUGAAGCUUGGCUUGGCUUGUUGCCACCCUGACCCCCAGAGAAGACCCACCAUGAAGGAAGUCGUCGCGCUUCUCCUCGGAGAGAAUCCGCCUGAGGCGCCCGGAAAAGUCUUGUCCGAUUUGGUUCGCAGCGGCGACGAUUUCGAUGAGGCGGCGCCUUUGCAACCCUCUUCCACGCGGGUUUGAGUUGUUUUUACUGUACAUAAUUGGACUUUUUUUUUUCUUUAUCGUUGAGCCUUUUGUGUUUGGAUUUUGCUACAUCACGGUUUGACUUGUUUUGUUUUGGAUUGGAUUAGUUGAGUUUCCAAGCAAACUCCUCUUGUACCUAAUCAAGGUAAAACUAGUAUUUAUAGUUUCAGCCAACAAGCGAGAUUCAACUUGUUAGAGACAGUGACUUUAUAAAGAAUUUUGGCACUUGUAUCUGAAA